UUCUCGCGAGAGGAGACGGUUUUUUUUUUCAAACGAGAACUUGUAACCCCGCCUCACCUCUCAAGGGUCAUAAGAUUAGCGCCUGCGUCCUAGACCCAAGAUCUUUCCUGGUCGCCUACUGGCUAUUAACUCGGCUACGGGCUGAGCCGAGGUCCAUUACGGAAGUAAGUCCUUUAAGAGCACCCCGGCCCCUGCUCUUCGGCGGAAGCGUGUCACAAUGUAGCCGUCCGCCCUUAGCGGAAGUUCGUCGCGUCGCAGUUGCCCCCGCACAGCGGAUGUGUGUCGCCGCUUAGGUGACGCUGGGAAGUGCUUGCAGCCUUCGCCGCUGCCUUCUGGUUGAAGCACUAUGGAGGGAGAGAGGAAGAAUAACAAUAAACGGUGGUAUUUUACUCGAGAACAGCUGGAAAAUAGCCCAUCCCGUCGUUUUGGCGUGGACCCAGAUAAAGAACUUUCUUAUCGCCAGCAGGCGGCCAAUCUGCUCCAGGACAUGGGCCAGCGUCUUUACGUCUCACAAUUGACUAUCAACACUGCUAUAGUAUACAUGCAUCGAUUCUACAUGAUUCAGUCCUUUACACAGUUCCAUCGAAAUUCUGUGGCUCCAGCAGCCUUGUUUCUGGCAGCCAAAGUAGAGGAGCAGCCCAAAAAGUUGGAGCAUGUCAUCAAGGUAGCACAUACUUGUCUCCAUCCACAGGAAUCACUUCCUGAUACUAGGAGUGAGACUUAUCUACAACAAGUUCAAGAUCUGGUGAUAUUAGAAAGCAUAAUUCUGCAGACGUUAGGCUUUGAACUAACAAUUGAUCACCCACAUACACAUGUGGUAAAGUGCACUCAGCUUGUUCGAGCAAGCAAGGACUUAGCACAGACUUCUUACUUCAUGGCAACCAACAGCCUGCAUUUGACCACAUUUAGCCUGCAGUACACACCUCCUGUGGUGGCCUGUGUCUGCAUUCAUCUGGCUUGCAAGUGGUCCAACUGGGAGAUCCCAGUCUCAACUGAUGGGAAGCACUGGUGGGAGUAUGUUGACGCCACUGUGACCUUGGAACUUUUAGAUGAACUGACCCAUGAAUUUCUGCAGAUUCUGGAGAAAACCCCCAACAGGCUCAAACGAAUUCGGAAUUGGAGGGCAUGCCAAGCUGCCAUGAAAACAAAAGCAGAUGACCGAGGGACAGAUGAGAACACUUCAGAGCAGACAAUCCUCAAUAUGAUUUCCCAGAGCUCUUCAGACACAACUAUUGCAGGUUUAAUGAGCAUGUCAGCUUCUUCUACCACAAGUGCAGUGCCUUCCCUUCCAGCCACUGGAGAGUCAACCAGCAACUUAAGCAGCGUGGAGAUGUUGCCCGGUGAGCGCUGGCUGUCCUCCCACCCUCCUUUUAAAGUAGAACCAGCUCAGGGUCAUCGGACUAGUGAGAAUUUAGCACUUAUAGGAGUUGAUCAUUCCUUGCAACAGGACAGUUCCAAUACAUUUAUUUCCCAGAAGCAGAACAGUAAGAGUGUGCCAUCAGCUAAAGUAUCACUGAAAGAAUACCGUGCAAAGCAUGCGGAAGAGUUGGCUGCCCAGAAGAGGCAACUGGAGAAUAUGGAGGCCAAUGUGAAGUCACAGUAUGCAUAUGCUGCCCAGAAUCUCCUGUCUCACCAUGAUAGCCAUUCUUCAGUCAUUCUGAAAAUGCCGAUGGAGGGCUCAGAAAACCCUGAGAGGCCUUUUCUGGAGAAGUCUGACAAAACAGCUUUCAAAAUGAGAAUCCCAGUGACAAGUGGAGAGAAACCUGCCUCUUCAAAACCUGAGGAGAUAAAAAUGCGCAUUAAAGUUCAUGCUGCACCCGACAAGCACAAUUCUGUGGAUGACAGCGUCACAAAGGGCCGGGAGCACAAAGAAAAGCACAAGACUCACCCGUCUAACCAUCAUCAUCAUCAUAAUCACCACUCGCACAAGCACUCUCACUCACAGCUUCCCGCUGGUACUGGGAACAAGCGUCCGAGUGAUCCAAAACAUAGUAGCCAGACAAGCACCUUAGCACACAAACCCUAUAGCUUGUCUAGCUCUUUCUCCUCUUCCAGCUCUUCUCGCAAAAGGCCCCUCCCUGAAGAGACUGGAGGGGCGGUGUUUGAGCAUUCAGCCAAGACUGCCAAGAGUACUAAAUCCUCUUCCAUGAAUUUCUCCUUCCCUCCUCUUCCUGCAAUGGCCCAGUUGCCUGGGCAUAGCUCAGACACAAGUGGCCUUCCCUUUUCACAGCCCAGCUGUAAAACUCGAGUUCCUCAUGUGAAAUUGGAUAAAGGCUCCACUGGAGCCAAUGGUCACAAUGCAACCCAGACCAUAGACUAUCAAGACACUGUGAAUAUGCUUCACUCCCUUCUCAGUGCCCAGGGCGUUCAGCCCACUCAGCCCCCUGCGUUUGAAUUUGUUCAUUCUUACAGUGAAUAUCUGAAUCCACGGGCUGGUGGAAUGUCCUCCAGACCUGGCAAUACAGACAAACCCCGGCUGCCACCUCUACCAUCAGAACCUCCUCCACCACUUCCACCCCUUCCUAAGUAAAAAAGAGAAAGAAGAGGAGGAAAAAAAUCUUUAAAAACACAUCUUUUUAAAAAACAAAACAAAACAACACAAAAAAACCCACAAACUACUGAUUCUGGACUAAGAAAAUUGUUUCCCUUAUGAAAUAUGUCACCCUUCUUGGACUAGGGAAUAAAUUAAUAUUGAGACAUAGGUGGGAGGGUGGUAGACGGCCUUGGUUAUUAUAUCUCCUGCCUCAGAAAUUUAACUAUUUUAUUAUAGCUUUUACUGGUAUUAGAGAGGUGAGAAUGUGUUAAAGCUGUGAAGGAUUAAGAAUACUUUUUCUGUUCUUGGCCUCUCCACCUCUUAAUUAGAUUGAUUAGAGUUGAUAUCUUCCCUCUUCUUGCCAGGACUGAAAUAUGGAGGGUUUAUCAAACAGUUGUGGAUCCUUGUAGUGUUUAAUAUAUCAGAAGAGAGGAAGUAUUUAAACGUCAAAAUCUUUUUAAGAGACUUUAAAAAAAUAAUUUAAAGAAAGUAAGUUAUCUGUUUAGUUUUUUAUAUAAUUGGGGAGGGGAUAGGGAUUUUGCUGUGUGUAUGAGAUACAUAGCAAUGAGUCCUGGGGGGGGGAGUGGAGGGGGUGGUUUGCAUAGGGGGGAUGGGAGGAUAGACUUGGCCAUGAGUUGAGAUAGGCUCCGGCCACUUGAAGUGUUGCGACCUUUAAGUGUGUAUGUAAGUGUGGGUAUGUGUGUUUUUCAGUGUGUGUGUUUAAAAAUCAUGUUGUAUCUUUCCCUCCCUGUCCUUCACCAUUUUCGCUUCCCAACAGUCUACUAGAGAGAGCACGGUGUGGCCUUUAGAACAUAAAGGAAAGAAGAGGCAUGUAUUUGACGUGGUAUUUUCCCUUUUCUUUAUGUGAUAAUUGAGGGUAGCCUUCUAAAUUCUAGUUUGGGCAGAUGGAGCCAGUGCCCUGAUUCUGGACUCCAUAGGAGAAGUUCCUUUUUACCCCUUUUUCCUUUUGGUGUAGAACAAAGGUGGGGGUGAGGAAGAAGGUUGGGGAGCUAGGCUGGCUUCUGCCCUACAGAAUUGGGUGUGUCUUUUUUCAUGUUGGGCUUUGGGAAAGUGUUCAAGUGAGAGCAGUCUCAGGGUCUCUGAAGGGAAGGGGGAUGUGCUGUCCUGCCUAUGAAAGCCCAGACAAUGUAUGAGAGUAGUUCUGGGAGAAGCCAUGGCACUAGAGGAUACUGAAAACAAUGGAAUUGUGAUUGGGAAUUUUUAGGACAUUAUGAAUGUACGACUUGCUUUUUAUCUGUAUAUCUGAAGGGAAACAGCUGCAUCCUCAUUUUUUGCAGCCUAUAUGACUUCAGAGAUUGGAGCUUAUGAAUUUAACAGCACUGGUGCUGUGAGCGUGAGUAAGCCUAGCCUGCAGAUGCUGUUUAGCUUGUCCAUCUUUGGUGGCUUUAGCCUCUAGGCAGAAGUUCUUCAGGAGAUUUCUAAGAGUCCUUUAGAAAAAUGGAUCACAGUCCUGUUCUUAUGGGUGCUUGAUUAUCCCAUAUUUUAGGUGUGAACAUUUUGUUGAGGAAAGAAAUCUUCCAAGGGGCUAGAAAGAAUUCUAAGCCAAGUUGUCCAGCUGAAAAUGCCACCUAGCCACAGAUCAUUUAAUGUGGUGGUGUUCGGUCUUCAUGGCAUCUUUUGCCAUGGAGAAGAUGACAGUUUGAAUUUGUCUUGUUUUUAAUGCAGCUUCUUUCACACCAAAUAUCCUUUAUGGAUAAAUUGAAAUUUUUCUGUUGAAAAGUCAGGGAGAUGGGAGUUGUACAUGUGCUGCUGCUUGCCAGGCGCAGGCUGGGGAGAAUACUGGGGCAGAUGGAGCUGAUGAUGCACUGGCCUAAUGUAGGAAGGAAUUUGUGCAGUAAACCUUACCUGAAGGUGAAUUAGCACCCUACAGCUCUGCAUAUCUGAGCUGUCCAGAGCGCGUACCGUUGCUGUGUAAAAUGAGCUCUCAGCUGAUCUAUAGACCAGUCAUACUUUAGACCUGGAAUCUCACUUUGCUUUUGUGGAUGACAUUUUCCUCUUUGUCCUUUAUAUUUUGUGUUGUGCUAGGUAGUUGGUAGAUGCGUAGUUUGUUUACUAAAUUUAGGCUUUCUGUUUUGUUUAGAUUUUGUUUGGUAGAGUCAGCUUUCCUUCCUGACCUCCCCAAAAUGUUAUUUAGUUUUCAUCUUUAUCUUUGUGGAAUUGAUGAUCACUGAUCUGAUUAUGAAAAUGUCUUUUACAGCUUUCAGUUUUCCUCAUCAAAUGUCACAUGUUUUCUAAUCACAUUCACUCCCUCAUCACAGAGAUACAUACCCGCUUGGCCCCAGCAGUUCUCCAUGGCAGUCUGUAGUUAGUUCCUUAGAAAUUUGUCAGGAGUGACCUUGAAAAAAGUGCUUACUAGAGCCUAAGAGCUGCUUUUUGCUGCGUAGUCUGGCCUUUAGUAGUUCAUUGCUGUUACAGGUCAUUUUAGAGACUUUUCCAGAUUAGCACCUCCUGAUACUGCUUUAAGAUACCUACUGUGUCUGCUUGUAGAUCUACGCAUAUGUCGUGAACCUCCUUACUGGCUCUGCAUGAAGCUGCUGCAUUGCCUUUGGGUUAGCAGAUGUGCCUGUCAGCUAGCAUGCGUAUUGUCCAAGUUCCAUACACUUAGGCUUCAAAAGGUUGUGUGGUUUCUAAACUCUGUGUCUUCUCUACCUUCACCACUUCAGAGGGUGAGAAAUGGGAUUUAUACGUCCAAAGUUAGUCUAGUAAACGUGGCUCCCCCCCCCUUCUUUUUACCUAGACUAUCAAGGAUAAGUGGUGGUAAGCAGGCCUGGAGCCUCCAGUUCUGUAAAUCUCAUUCCUAAAACUGCUUGAAUCUCAUGUUGACAAAAACAGAUACCUGUGAGUUGUCCUUAGGGCUUUUAAUCAGAUACCUGUGUUGCUGUUAGCUGAACUCUAGUGAAGCAUUAAUCUAAGGCUAAGCCGGUCUUCUGAAGCAUUGGUCAUGCUUUGGGGGCUUAGAGGAUACGUAGAAAUUAGUCUUUUCACUCAUGAAUCAGUGUGUUUCCAUUUCUGAGACCCUCAGCUUCCUCUUUUUUUUUUUAAUGAUUUUAGUGUUUUGAUUUAAUGUACCCUUUUGCAUAGUCCUAUAUUAUUGGCUUCAACAACAUCAAUAGAAAAAAUUUAAAUCUCCAUUUGGAAACAGCAAUGGAUUAGGAUAUAGAAAUAAAAUCAUGGUGACAUCAGUGCUGGAUUUACUUAAGCCUCUGCUACCUAAUUUCCCAUAUUGAAAAUCCAUACUCCUUAUACCUUGUUUCCGGACAAUUAGAGGGGUCUUAUCCCAGUAUGGUUGGAUUUUAAAUACGUGUUUCCCACAGAAA
This is a messenger RNA of Vicugna pacos (alpaca), 5871 nucleotides long. It is a transcript of the gene CCNT1, whose product is annotated as cyclin T1. Gene Ontology annotation, biological process: regulation of transcription by RNA polymerase II. NCBI's taxonomy places the organism in Eukaryota, Metazoa, Chordata, Mammalia, Artiodactyla, Camelidae. The record is from RefSeq and is a predicted model, not a curated record. Gene Ontology annotation, molecular function: cyclin-dependent protein serine/threonine kinase regulator activity.